UGUGCCGACGCCAUGUGAUGUGUCGAAAGCAGUGAAACAACUUUGCAACGUUUCGGAUUCGGACGUCAUUGACGAUUGACAACAUGAUUAAUUGAUAAAUGUUCAAUUUUUCAAUAUACAUCUGAAAUUAGUCUUUUUUUAGUGAAUUUAUUGUGCCUGUAAUUUUAUUCACAUAGUAAGAUACAACAUGACUUAUUUAGAUUCGUGGGAAGAAUUCGAAAAGUGUGCUGAGAGGUUAUACUUACAAGAUCCAAUGAAAGCACGAUAUACCAUGAAGUACUGCCAUCAAAAAGGGGUUCUUUAUCUAAAGUUUACUGAUGAUAAAACGUGUCUGCAAUACAAAACUGAAAUUGCCCAAGACAUCAAGAAAAUGGAGAAGUUUAUUAAGAAUUUGAUGCGACAUAUGGCUUCAAAAGACAACUGAGCUAGUUGUGAAAAUACUUGAAGGACAUAACGUUUAUCAAAUUUUUGUGCAAUGGAAAGAUAUACUUAGUGUCCCAGCCCUUUUAUAUACAAAAAGUGUAAAAAUUACACUUUAUUAAAUCAUGCACGGUGUACAUUUAAAAUACCAAUCAGGAAGCUAUCUUUCAUCAAUACAACACUGAAAUGGAUUUAGCCCUGAUGAUGCACUACUAUGUGCAAGAAAUCAUAUGACGAAUGAACAUUCUGUUUUGUAACUAUUGAAUUUUUGCAUACUUUAAAUACCAUUAAUACUUAAGAACAAGAUCAAGAUUUUUAUUAUUAAUAUCAACUGAUUCCUACAAUUUUUUUAUUAGAAUUUAUUUCUUAUUGAAAAAUAGUUUUUUUUACUAAACUUGACUGAUAAUUUAUGCAAUAUAGGAAAAUUGUAGUGGGGAAGACAGUCAUUACUAUAGCUGAUACUCAAAAUCAGUAUCUCAAUAUCUCUAGUCGAACGUUGCACUAAUUUUGUACAUAACUUUUACUCUAAUGUUGGACACAGUAUUAAUUUAACAAUGUGGUUUUUAUCAUUGAUAGAUUCAAGCGACAUAUGAUUUUUAUUCCCUGAAGUGGCUGAUAACAUAUUAAGCAAAACAUUGAAAGAAUUACAAAGUGGUUGAUUUAUCUAAAGGUUGAUCUUCGCUAAUUCCCAUUGCCAUUUUCCUUUAAUGUAUAAACACAUGAUAGAAGGUAGUAACAAUAAUAUUGAUUAAUAAUUAUUUAUAAUGAAUCAAUAUAAGUUUUCUUUAACUACAUCAAGUAAUACUGCAAUUAUAUAAAAGAAUUGAAUGAUAAACUGUGAUAACGAAAUAAUUCAUAAAUAAUAAGCG
Phymastichus coffea is the source of this 1289-nucleotide messenger RNA. It is a transcript of the gene Srp9, whose product is annotated as signal recognition particle 9 kDa protein. The transcript is spliced from 3 exons. Gene Ontology annotation, molecular function: 7S RNA binding. Gene Ontology annotation, cellular component: signal recognition particle, endoplasmic reticulum targeting. Gene Ontology annotation, biological process: negative regulation of translational elongation; SRP-dependent cotranslational protein targeting to membrane. The coding region runs from base 188 to 424 and encodes 78 amino acids. NCBI's taxonomy places the organism in Eukaryota, Metazoa, Arthropoda, Insecta, Hymenoptera, Eulophidae. The record is from RefSeq and is a predicted model, not a curated record.